Odontomachus brunneus is the source of this 538-nucleotide messenger RNA. RefSeq lists its product as uncharacterized. NCBI's taxonomy places the organism in Eukaryota, Metazoa, Arthropoda, Insecta, Hymenoptera, Formicidae. The record is from RefSeq and is a predicted model, not a curated record. Bases 214 to 444 code for a protein of 76 amino acids. Gene Ontology annotation, biological process: sensory perception of smell. The transcript is spliced from 2 exons. Gene Ontology annotation, molecular function: olfactory receptor activity; odorant binding. Gene Ontology annotation, cellular component: membrane.
GAUCAAUCACCAAUCUUUUUUAAUUAAUAUCUAGACUAUUAUUGCGAAUAUCGCAAAACGGCACAGAACUUUCUUGCUCACCUCAAUCCAUUUUACGUUCUCACAAAGGGCCAUCUGGAGGUCUGAGACAUCCCGUAUAUCCAUACAAAUUCACAAAACGACAAAAAUCAAGAUACUGAUUGGAUAAAUCGUCAAUCUAACGAUAUCACAUUUAUGUCGUUUGCUAAUCCGUGCAUUCACGCGCGUGUCAGCAGAUAUAGUACGCAGUGGUACACGGCACCGUUGUGGAUGCAGAAAUCGUUACUGUUCAUAAUGCAAAGAAGUAGCAGAAAGAGCGUGUUAAUAGCUGGAGGUUUAUUCCAGGCGUCGUUAGAAGGUUUCACUAUGCUCAUAAGCAUGUCCAUAUCCUACGUCAUGCUUCUCCUCUCGGUGAGGGCGCAAUAGAGAAAACCGCAAGGAGAAUUAUAGACACGUUUAACCAGCUGGAUAAGCAUAAUCGGAAUAGGUGCGUGCGGCACAUGUUACGUAUUACCUCUCU